GCCUGGGCCGGGACCAUGGUGCUGGGCGAGCUCGCAGCGUCGCCGGCCGCCUGCGGGGGCUGCGCGGGGUCCGGGUGCUGAAGGUGUGCCAGCGGGCGCGCUGGUGUCCGGGCGUGCGCGCCCGAGCGGGCCGGAGCCGCCCCAUUGUGCGGGGGUCCGAGGCGGCCACCGACAUGUGGGUGAACCCCGAAGAGGUGCUGCUGGCCAAUGCGCUGUGGGUGACCGAGCGGGCCAACCCCUACUUCAUCCUGCAGCGGAGGAAGGGACAUGCGGGCGACGGCGGCGGUGGCGGCGGGCUGGCGGGGCUUCUGGUGGGGACACUCGAUGUGAUGCUGGAUUCUAGUGCCCGUGCUGCCCCAUACCGGAUCCUCUACCAAACUCCAGACUCCCUGGUCUACUGGACCAUUGCCUGCGGGGGAUCCCGGAAGGAGAUCACAGAGCAUUGGGAGUGGCUGGAGCAGAACCUGCUGCAGACUCUCUCCAUCUUCGAGAAUGAGAAUGACAUCACCACCUUUGUGAGGGGCAAGAUCCAGGGCAUCAUCGCUGAGUAUAACAAAAUCAACGAUGUGAACGAAGAUGAUGACACAGAGAAGUUCAAGGAGGCAACCAUCAAGUUCCACCGGCUCUUUGGGAUGCCCGAGGAGGAGAAGCUAGUCAACUACUACUCCUGCAGCUACUGGAAGGGACGGGUACCGCGGCAGGGCUGGAUGUACCUCAGCAUAAACCACCUCUGCUUCUAUUCCUUCCUCAUGGGCAGGGAAGCCAAGCUGGUGGUGCGCUGGGCAGACAUCACACAGUUGGAGAAGAGCGCGGCACUGCUGCUGCCCGAUGGUGUCCGCGUGAGCACACGCUGCAGCCAGCACUUCUUCUCCGUCUUCCUCAACGUCAGCGAGGCCUUCCAGCUGAUGGAGCAGCUGGCCACCAUCGCCAUGCGCCAGCUGCUGGACAACCAGGGCUUCGAGCAGGACCGCUCCCUGCCCAAGCUGAAGCGCAAGUCGCCCAAGAAGGUGUCGGCACUAAAACGCGACCUGGAUGCCCGGGCCAAGAGUGAGAGGUACCGCGCACUAUUCCGGCUGCCCAAGGAUGAGAAGCUAGACGGACACACAGACUGCACCCUCUGGACACCCUUCAACAAGAGGCACAUCCUGGGCCAGAUGUUCGUAUCCACCAACUACAUCUGCUUCGCCAGCAAGGAGGAGCAGCUGUGUAGCCUCAUCAUCCCGCUGCGCGAGGUGACGAUUGUGGAGAAGGCAGAUAGCUCCAGUGUCCUGCCGAGUCCCUUGUCUAUCAGCACCCGGAACCGGAUGACCUUCCUGUUCGCCAACCUCAAGGACCGAGACUUCCUGGUGCAGCGCAUCUCAGACUUCCUGCAGCUUACCACGUCUAGAAUCUACUCGGACAGGGAGCUGGCCGGGAGCUGCCAUAGCUCCGAUGAUGAGCCCAGUAGUCUCCUGUCCUCCAGCCCACAGAGGAGCUCAAGCUCUGAGGCUGAUGGUGAGCGCCAGUUCAACCUCAAUGGCAACAACAUCCCCACAGCCACACAGACGCUAAUGACCAUGUACCGUCGACGCUCACCCGAGGAAUUCAACCCCAAACUGGCCAAGGAGUUCUUGAAGGAGCAGGCAUGGAAGAUCCACUUCGCCGAGUAUGGCCAUGGCAUCUGCAUGUACCGCACAGAGAAAACUCGCGAACUGGUGCUACGGGGUGUCCCUGAGAGUAUGCGGGGAGACUUGUGGCUGCUGCUCUCAGGUGCCAUCAAUGAAAAGGCCACACAUCCGGGCUACUAUGAGGACCUGGUGGAGCGGUCCAUGGGCAGGUACAACCUGGCCACGGAAGAGAUUGAGAGGGACCUGCACCGUUCACUCCCUGAGCACCCCGCUUUCCAGAACGACAUGGGCAUUGCUGCGCUGCGCAGGGUCCUGACAGCCUACGCCUUCCGCAACCCCAGCAUAGGCUACUGCCAGGCCAUGAACAUCGUCACAUCGGUGCUACUGCUCUACGCCAAGGAGGAGGAGGCCUUCUGGCUACUGGUGGCGCUGUGCGAGAGAAUGCUACCCGACUACUACAACACCAGGGUGGUCGGAGCACUGGUGGACCAGGGUGUGUUUGAGGCGCUGGCCCGGGACCAUGUUCCACAGCUGUACGACUGCAUGCAGGACCUGGGAGUCAUCUCCACCAUCUCGCUGUCCUGGUUCCUCACACUCUUCCUCAGCGUCAUGCCCUUCGAGAGCGCUGUGGUGGUGGUCGACUGCUUCUUCUACGAGGGCAUCAAGGUCAUCUUCCAGCUGGCCCUGGCUGUGCUGGAUGCGAAUGUGGACAAGCUGCUGCACUGCAAGGAUGAUGGGGAGGCCAUGACCGUCCUGGGCAGGUACUUGGACAGUGUGACCAACAAGGACAGCACACUUCCCCCCAUCCCACACCUGCAUUCCCUGCUCAGUGACGACCUGGAGCCUUACCCUGAGGUGGACAUCUUCCGGCUGGUCAGGACAUCCUACGAGAAAUUUGGAACCAUCCGGGCUGACCUGAUUGAGCAGAUGAGAUUCAAGCAGAGGCUGAAGGUGAUCCAGACGCUAGAGGAUACCACGAAGCGCAACGUGGUGCGGACCAUUGUGACUGAGACGGCCUUCAGCAUCGACGAGCUGGAGGAGCUCUACGCGCUCUUCAAGGCUGAACACCUGACCAGCUGCUACUGGGGUGGUGGCGGUGCUGCCUUGGAGCGCCAUGACCCAAGCCUGCCCUACCUGGAGCAGUACCGCAUCGAUGCCGAGCAGUUCAAGGCCAUGUUCGCAUUGCUCUUCCCCUGGGCCUGUGGCGCCCACUCAGAUGUGCUGGCCGCCAGACUCUUCCAGCUGCUGGAUGAGAACGGGGACUCACUCAUCAACUUCAGGGAGUUCGUGGCAGGGCUGAGUGCCGCCUGCCAUGGGGACCUCACGGAGAAGCUCAGACUCCUUUACAAAAUGCACGUCCUGCCCGAGCCCUCCUCAGACCCUGAUGAACCCGAUUCUGCCUUUGAAGCCACGCAGUACUUCUUCGAGGACAUCACCCCUGAGUGCACGCACGUGGUCGGCCUGGAGAGCAGGAGCAAACACAGUGCGGAUGAUGGCUUCGUGACAGUCAGUCUGAAGCCCGAUCGAGGGAAAAGAGGCAAUUCUCAAGAAAACCGGAAUUACUUGCGACUUUGGACACCAGAAAAUAAAUCAAAAUCCAAGAAUGCAAAGGAUUUACCCAAGCUAAAUCAAGGCCAGUUCAUCGAGCUCUGCAAGACCAUGUACAAUCUGUUCAGCGAGGACCCCAACGAGCAAGAGCUGUACCACGCCACGGCUGCAGUGACCAGCCUGCUGCUGGAGAUAGGCGAGGUGGGCAAACUCUUCUCGGGCCAACCGGCUCAGGGGGGUGUCCCUGGGGGCCCCCAGGGCCUUCCGGGGACCAUGCUGUUCCCCAAGAAGGCGACAGAGCCGGGCCCGGCGGGGGAGGCCGAGGAGCACUCGCUGGGGGCGCAGAUGGAGGACAUCAAGCUGGAGGACUCCUCGCCCCGGGACAACGGCGCCGGCUCGUCCAUGCUCAUCUCGGACGACGACACCAAGGAUGACAGCUCCAUGUCGUCCUACUCGGUGCUGAGCGCCGGCUCGCACGAGGAGGACAAGCUGCAGUGCGAGGACAUCGGGGAGGACACGGUGCUGGUCCGCAGCGCACAAGGCCCGGUCACGCUGCCCCGCAGCACCAGCCUGGACCGCGACUGGGCCAUCACCUUCGAGCAGUUCCUGGCCUCUCUGCUCACUGAGCCUGCCCUGGUGCGCUACUUCGACAAGCCCGUGUGCAUGAUGGCGCGGGUGAGCAGCGCCAAGGGCAGCCGCCUGCUGGGCAAGGCGCCCAGCUCGGCCAGUGACUUCGACCUAGCCGCACUGUCGGGCUGAGCCCACCCGGCCCCAUACCCGGCUCCUCGGGUCGGGCUCUGCCUUUUGCAUUCAGGUCCCGAUUGGUGUGCUGUCCAAUCAGGAUCCACUCCACAUUGGUACUGGCCAAUCAGGGUCCGUUCCCGAUUGGUGCUGACCAAUCAGGGUUCUCUACUGAUUGGUACUGGCCAAUCGGGAUCUGCUCCCGAUUGGUGCUGACCAAUCUAGAGUCUCUUCUUUUUAGUAUUAGUCAAUCAGGAUCUGCUCCCGAUUGGUACUGACCAGUCAGGGUCCAGUCUUGGUUGUUGCUGACCAAUCAGGCUCUGCUCCUGAUUGGUGCUGACUAAUUGGGAUUCGCUCCAGAUUGGUAAUGGCCAUUACCAUUACAAUCAGGGUCCUCUCCCGAUUAGUGCUGACCAAUCAGGGUCCGUUCCUGAUUGGUACUGGCCAAUCAGGGUCUUCUCCCGAUUGGUACUGACCAAUCAGGAUUCAGCCUGAGCCCAGUGUUCUAACCUGGUUCAGUGACACCACUCAACCCCCUCUCAGGAGGUUCCCCCGGGUGGGGAAGGAGGACCCGGACCCAGUUUGUGACCCUAAAUUUUAAGGGGACUUUUGUGCUGUUCAAUGCAAAGGCCAGGCCACAGCCAUGGAGCCCUGGGGCUUACUCUUGGGUUCAAGUAGUGGCCAAUGGGAUUGAUGCCUCGAAGCCAAAAUGUUCUGGAAUGGAGUGGGCAGCAGGGGUUAAAGCCAGUGGCACUUUUCAGGAACCUUAAACAUAUUUUUUAACAUUGGAAAUAACAUUUCCUAAAAGUCCUGUGUUGGAAGAUGGUGUUCAAAAGCCACUCAUUUCCACGGGGCAAGAGUCACAGGUUCGCAAAAGUUGGGGGACAUUGGAGUAGUCUUGCACAGAUGCCCAAAUGGAAAGUUCUGUUGGGCCCAUGGACAUCCCCACACCAGACCUGUGUGGCGUUUUCAAAGCAAACACUGAACAAAGUGAAAAGCAGCUUCUAUUCACAGAGGAUCCAUCUGACAAUGGAGGCCCGAUUCAGGACAGAAGACUCUGGAUUUGUGUUUUAAAAACAGCGAAAGUUCCGAUGCUUCUGGGACUUGCAGCAAAUAAAGUAAAAGGAAAAAGCAGCGAGCUGCACCAUUUCCACACUCUCCAUAGGUCACAGACAACCAUGUACCCCACUGACCAUUUCUCCAGUUAAAUUCAUGUACAAUAGAGGUCAUGUAAAAAAAAAAUUCCUUCCAGGUAACAUAACUGGCUGUUUUUCCGGCAGAACUUGUCACUUUAAAUGGGGGUUAGUGUGCACUCUCUUUCCCAGUGGAGGUGAAAAUGAACUCUACCGCACCUGCACUUUCAAUUCUAGCUUCUUUAUUAUUUUUUUUUAAUUUCCACCACGUUUUUGUCUUUUUUCAAAUGUUGGAGUUUUGCUCCCUUCCUCUGUUGAAUUCAUGCCCAUCAUGAUCACGUGUUCUUUGCUCAUUCAGGAUCCUCUUUUCAACAUGUUUCUUUGUUUCAUACCCGCACAUCCCUGUGUUAAGCUGUUGCUGCUGCUUUGUUUGUUUUUUUAAUUUUGUUUACAGAAUGAUUUUUAACUGUCCAAUGAAGUAGUGUUAACCUCAGAUAGGAUAAAUGUGAACAAAUAAAAUACAUCAGCUACUCCAAA
Messenger RNA from Suncus etruscus (white-toothed pygmy shrew), 5566 nucleotides. It is a transcript of the gene TBC1D9, whose product is annotated as TBC1 domain family member 9. Bases 174 to 3914 code for a protein of 1246 amino acids. Gene Ontology annotation, molecular function: calcium ion binding. The transcript is spliced from 21 exons. The record is from RefSeq and is a predicted model, not a curated record. Lineage: Eukaryota; Metazoa; Chordata; Mammalia; Eulipotyphla; Soricidae.